AUGAGGGCAGUUAGAGAUGCAGCCUUGUCCACCGGAAGCUGCUUGACCAUCCGGCCAGCCACCAACACCAACUGUGAGACCAUCCGGCCGGACACCAGCACCAACUGUGAGACCAUCCGGCCGGACACCAGCACCAACUGUGAGACCAUCCGGCCAGCCACCAGCACCAACUGGGAGACCAUCCGGCCAGCCACCAGCACCAACUGGGAGACCAUCCGGCCAGCCACCAGCACCAACUGGGAGACCAUCCGGCCAGCCACCAGCACCAACUGUGAGACCAUCCGGCCGGACACCAGCACCAACUGUGAGACCAUCCGGCCGGACACCAGCACCAACUGUGAGACCAUCCGGCCAGCCACCAGCACCAACUGGGAGACCAUCCGGCCGGCCACCAGCACCAACUGUGAGACCAUCCGGCCGGCCACCAGCACCAACUGUGAGACCAUCCGGCCGGCCACCAGCACCAACUGUGAGACCAUCCGGCCAGCCACCAGCACCAACUGUGAGACCAUCCGGCCGGCCACCAGCACCAACUGGGAGACCAUCCGGCCGGCCACCAGCACCAACUGUGAGACCAUCCGGCCAGCCACCAGCACCAACUGGGAGACCAUCCGGCCGGCCACCAGCACCAACUGUGAGACCAUCCGGCCAGCCACCAGCACCAACUGUGAGACCAUCCGGCCGGCCACCAGCACCAACUGCGAGACCAUCCGGCCGGCCACCAGCACCAACUGUGAGACCAUCCGGCCAGCCACCAGCACCAAUUGGGAGACCAUCCGGCCAGCCACCAGCACCAACUGUGAGACCAUCCGGCCAGCCACCAGCACCAACUGGGAGACCAUCCGGCCAGCCACAAGCACCAACGGGGAGACCAUCCGGCCAGCACCAACUGGGAGACCAUCCGGCCAGCCACCAGCACCAACUCUGGAUUAA
Molecule: messenger RNA, 933 nt
Organism: Procambarus clarkii (red swamp crayfish)
Lineage: Eukaryota; Metazoa; Arthropoda; Malacostraca; Decapoda; Cambaridae
Product: salivary glue protein Sgs-3-like
Source: RefSeq, a predicted model, not a curated record